GGAUGCAUUAAAUUAAUCUGUGCAGCAACCAUUGGUGUUGAACUUCAACCGUUGGAUUUCACCACCAUCUGCGGAAAGAUUUGUUUCUGCUGCUUGGAAAAUGCUGGGCAAGAGAAGUUCAGUGGCCUUAGGGAUGGAUCUAACAUUUGCAAGAGUGUGCAAGUGAUCCAUUAAGAUAAAGAGCCACCUGUUUAGUGACCUCGUCGUCAACAUUUAAAUGAAGGCUGGGAAUGUGAUCAAGGAAUUACCAACAGGGCCAUCUGAUUCAUCAAUGUUGAGGUUGGCUCAGUUGAUAAGGCCACCUUUUUCUGCUCCGUCACCACCAUCAUCAUCAACAUGACUAGGUCCAGAAGGAGUAGCAACACCAUCCAAGGAUUUGAGACAAAGUCAUUGCUUUCAAGUACCAAGGUGACGACUUUGAGGUCCGCAAGCCCCCACAAACCCAAGCCGAGCCGUGAGACGAGGUUUGAGUCCCGAAAUGCGCUAAUGUUAAGAUCCAGCUCAGCGCAAUCAACCGAAAGCGAACUGGAAGAUGAAGUUGUGCAUUUGCUUGUUGCUCAUCAUUCUUGGCUACGCCCCUGGCAUCAUCUACGCACUAAUGUGUGUACUCGUUGCUCUCAACUCGGACGAUGGAUGCACUGGAAGUUCCAUAUGAGGGAUGUAUGUGCUCUGGAUUGGUCAUUAUGCUCUGUUUUCUUCUCCAGACAAUGGAAUUUGUUGAACAAGAACUGUUUGCAAAAGCUUAUCAUUCUCCUAUGUGAUUUACUGGAGGUGAAGAUACCAGAUGACGAGCGCAAGCUCCUCGCUCUAGCUGUCAUGGAGGUGAUGGACAGAAGUGUACACAGGGAAGCAUCAGCUGUCGUGUAGGGGAGAAGUGGAUCGGAGGUGGCCAGUUGGCAAGGAUGUAGGGAGCCAUGCGGUUCGGGCCGGCCAGUCAUGCUUUCAUUCUUGAUUUCUUCCACGGAUGUUGCAGCCGGUUAGGAACUAGUGAGCUUUAGGUAGAUUGACUGAUACUACAGUGGGUUUUUGCACUAAUAUUUCAUCUUACGCGUUACCAGCGCUAGAUCAAUUGGCCUGGAGCAUCUUAUGAGAGACAAGCUACUUGGCCACCUUGUGUAUUUCA
Molecule: messenger RNA, 1123 nt
Organism: Lolium rigidum
Lineage: Eukaryota; Viridiplantae; Streptophyta; Magnoliopsida; Poales; Poaceae
Exons: 6
Coding region: 337-867 (176 amino acids)
Source: RefSeq, a predicted model, not a curated record